Messenger RNA from Hydatigera taeniaeformis, 2019 nucleotides. The record is from the annotation of a GenBank genome assembly. Lineage: Eukaryota; Metazoa; Platyhelminthes; Cestoda; Cyclophyllidea; Taeniidae.
AUGGUAGCAGCACAAGCCUUGCGUCACCUCAUUUUCUUGACUCUCCUAGUCGGUUUCCCCAUGGUUUACUACUUCGGUCCGGUGGGGCGGCAUAAUGCCCUCGUGAUGGAACUCCUUGGUCCUUCUCUGGAGGAUCUAUUUGAGAUUUGCAAUCGUCAGUUCUCCCUCAAAACCGUCAUUAUGAUUGCUCUUCAGUUGCUGCAGAGAAUCGAGUACGUUCACUCGCACCACCUAAUAUACAGGGAUGUGAAGCCCGAGAACUUUCUCAUCGGACGUCAAUCCUACGACCGUCACCGUAUCAUCUACAUGAUUGAUUUUGGUCUUGCCAAGGAGUACAUCGAUCAGGAUACGGGAAAACACAUCCCCUUCAAAGACCACAAGAGUCUCACUGGGACUGCGCGUUACAUGAGCAUUAACACGCAUCUCGGCAAAGAGCAAUCACGUCGUGAUGACCUAGAGGCGUUGGGUCACAUGUUCCUUUACUUCCUCCGUGGCUGCCUGCCCUGGCAGGGCCUCAAGGCGGACAAUCUCCGCGAGCGGUAUCAGAAGAUCGGCGAUACGAAAUGUGCCACUCCUAUUGAAGUCCUCUGUCAAGGCUAUCCAGAAAUGGCGACGUAUCUGCGCUACGUGCGAAGUCUAGACUUCUUUGAGGUGCCAAACUACGAAUAUCUGCGAUGGAUUUUCACCGAUCUCAUGAAACGUCAGCGAUGGGAGUGCGAUUGGGAGUUCGAUUGGUGCUAUCGUCCACUUCCAGGUGCUCCCCGAGGCAGCUCAUCGGGUCACCAGAAUAAUCUGGCCGCCAAUGCCACUCCUGCAGCACAAGCACCUACGACAGAUCCUAUCAGCUCAAAUGCCGCCAAUGCAGGUCAUUCCAGCCACCACGGUCCCCAUCCCCCUCCCAACUCCUCCGCCUAUUGGUCGGGUGCAGCGACACCGGCGGUGGGAGGUGACACUACGCUCACAGGUCGGCGACCUAGUGAGCAGCGAAAAUUACACGCCAAUGGCGAUGAACAGUUUCCAGCACUGUUUGCAAGUCAAUCCUCCGACCGACUGAUUUUUGUGCAGCAUUUCCGGCACAAUAUUUGUCGCCACACUGAUGUUAGGGAGCCAUGCAAUUGUUGUCUCUUGUUCGGGCACCUGGCUUCGAACGUUCUAUCGGUUGAGUCGUGUGCCUACAUAAAUAGCUAUUGUGAGUUGAGGAAUACCUUCCUCCUGACCUAUGAUUGUCCUGGGCCUGGAAUUGAAACGGGUUACGAUCUCGGCAAGCGUGCUUGCUUUUCAUUGGUGGAUUUGAACCAAUUGUAUAAUAGAAAGGACCUUGACGAGUUAAAAGCACUGACUGCGCUGCCACCCAAACUACCUACUUCUGGAAGGCAGCAGUUGUUGGGAGGCGAAUCUAUUAGACCCAGUGACAUGCCCCUCUCCGAGGUGCCACAUGGUCAACCACCUACCUCCUCAUCUGCCGCCAACCCCACCAACAUUGGAUAUUCCCACCCCUCUGCGGUUGGUGGUGGCAACCCACAAUCCAUCCCCAUGAACCUCGCCACCGCGACUAACAAGGCAGCUACACCAGGUGCGGGUGAUGCCUCUUCCGGGUCACAGGCUUGUGGCCCAAAACAAGCACAAGUGCGUCUCCUUCCUCCUCCCUGUUACCCGUCUCCCUCCCUUAUUUCCCUUCUGAAUAACCCCACUCGCCCCCAAAGUUCUCAACCCACGCUGGCUCCGAAUGUCUACUUUGCGGAGAUAAGAGGCAAAUUUUGUGCUGAUGGUGAUGAUACGCGAAAUGCACAUUCAAGAAAAUUUGACGGUUUUCAGAUUGGUCUAGCCAGUGUCAAGUGCAAAGAAAAUUGCGUGCUUCGUGGCGUCUGUGGAUCAGAGACUGAGACCUUGGUGCCUUUCCUCAAUCCUGUUUGCAACACUUCCAAUCGUGUGGGUGAUUCCCGAGUUCGAGGGCUCACAGAGAUAUGGUGGGAGUCUUCUUCAGCUAUGCUUCGCGUAUCCAUUACACAUUCCUUUUAG